AUGCUGAUGACACGUUUUAACGAAGCGCAAAUGAAUGGCAACUAUGCAUCCAACAACACACCAACUACAUCGCAACGUAUCGGACGACCUUUGCGACGACCACAGCUGCCGCAAAAACCUCAGUUAACUCCAAGAU
Messenger RNA from Acanthocheilonema viteae, 136 nucleotides. The record is from the annotation of a GenBank genome assembly. NCBI's taxonomy places the organism in Eukaryota, Metazoa, Nematoda, Chromadorea, Rhabditida, Onchocercidae.